Messenger RNA from Contarinia nasturtii (swede midge), 1358 nucleotides. RefSeq names its product WD repeat-containing protein 82 (gene Wdr82). Bases 155 to 1156 code for a protein of 333 amino acids. The transcript has 3 exons. Lineage: Eukaryota; Metazoa; Arthropoda; Insecta; Diptera; Cecidomyiidae. Gene Ontology annotation, cellular component: Set1C/COMPASS complex. The record is from RefSeq and is a predicted model, not a curated record. Gene Ontology annotation, molecular function: chromatin binding; protein binding.
AACGUCAAAAGUAAUAAACCAUCAAGAGAACGCUGACCGUAUACACACCGUGAAACAAAAAAUUUAAUUUUCGAUACAAAAAUCCGACGCAAAUUGUGAUUUGUCUCACAUUUUUUUCAGUAACAUUUGGUAAACGUUAAAAUUCAUCAAAAAAAUGGGUGAUUAUCAGACGUCACGGCCGGGUACCGUAGACGGUAAAGUAAAAAUGAAGCUAGCUGACCAGGUGGUUCGAAGUUUUCGUGUAGCCAAAGUGUUUCGUGAAAAUACCGACAAAAUAAAUGCAAUCGAUUUUUCGGCGAAUGGUGAACAUCUGAUUUCAUGUAGCGAAGACGAUCAAAUUGUUAUUUACGAUUGUGACAAAGGCACCCAAACUCGUACCGUAAAUUCAAAAAAAUAUGGCGUUGAUCUUAUUCAUUUCACUCACAGUCAAAAUACAGCAAUUCACAGUUCAACAAAAGUUGACGAUGCCAUUCGUUAUUUGUCAUUGCAUGACAAUAAGUAUUUGCGAUAUUUUCCUGGUCACACAAAAAAAGUGAUUUCGUUGUGCAUUUCACCCGUCGAAGACUCAUUUUUGUCCGGUUCGAUUGAUAAGACGUUACGAUUGUGGGAUUUACGUUCGCCGAAUUGUCAAGGUGUUAUGCAUUUAUCGGGCCGGCCAAUUGCUGCAUACGAUCCAGAAGGUUUGAUUUUCGCCGCUGGUGUCAAUUCAGAAAGCAUCAAAUUGUACGAUUUGCGGUCAUUUGAUAAAGGGCCGUUUGUGACAUUCAAAUUGAAUCAGGAACGCGAAUGCGAAUGGACCGGUUUGAAGUUUUCUAGAGACGGUAAAACCAUUCUCAUCAGCACCGAUGGCCAGUUUAUUCGGUUGGUCGAUGCAUUCCAUGGCACUCCGUUGCAAACAUUCACCGGUCAUUCAAACAAUAAGAAGCUGCCGAUUGAAGCGUCAUACAGCCCUGAUUCACAGUUCAUUUUUGCAGGCAGCGUUGAUGGUCGCGUACACGUUUGGAAUGCGGAUACUGGUUACAAAAUUUGCGCGCUCAAUGGUGAUCAUCCGGCUCCAGUACAAUGUGUCCAAUUCAAUCCAAAGUACAUGAUGUUGGCAAGUGCCUGUACAAACAUGGCAUUUUGGUUGCCAAAUCCAGAAGAUCUAUCGCAAUAGGCUUAAAACGUUAUCAUCUCGUCUCGAUUCAGUACGAUAUCAUUAAAAUUGAAUAAAAUCAAUGACACCACCAAACAUUUUGAAAGACUAAAAAAAGAUAUAAACAAACAAAAAAAAACGAUUGUGAAAGAGUGUUUGAAUACACAAUUUAUUGUUUUUUCUUAUGAUUAAAAGCCAAUAUAUUCAUUCUAUAAAAAUUCAA